AUGCAUGCGGACGGAGACACGACGUGCCUUUGUUCUCGUACAUGGAGGCAUAGCGUGCCUCCGUGCACGCAGAUGGAGGCUCAACGUGCCUCCGUCCGCAUGCACGGAGGGGCUAAUAGGGAAAAUGAUGGAGUUUAUACUCAGCUGACUCUACUCCCUCUACCAGAGCUGAUUGGAGCAAAAUUAGAUGACAAAGAGAUUGAAAGGAUAGGGGUCCAUGAAGAUGGGGAUGGACAUCGAUUGUACUCGAUAGGCCAGCCAAGGAGACAUUUGCUCACUACUGGAUGGAGUAUUUUCGUUAGCCAAAAGAAUCUUGUAUUGGGGAAUGCAAUUCUCUUUCUGAGGGGAGAAGGUGGAGAACUAAGGCUGGGAAUUAGAAGAGCUGCUCGGCCAAGAAAUGGGCUACCUGAUUCAGUGUUCUGUAGCCCAAGACAAUGGAUCCAUCUGAAGUGGGCUAUCAUUGAGCAAUACUUCUCUUCAUAUUUGCUUAAUAGAGGGUCUUGGAGGCUGGAAAAUUUUUUUGGAGGCUUUCUUCUCUGGGAUUUGUUCAUGAAGGAUGAAAUGCCCAUCAAUCAUAUUCAAGCAAUUGGGUUACAAGUAGCAAAAGUCAUUCUACAUAAAGAAACCUAUCAACAGAGAGGCAGUGGCUAUUGCAAUGGAGUGCCUGAAAAUUCUAAUGCUUCUCCAGAUUAUAAACCAAAAUUGUUAAUAACGUUGGAGGAGAUUGGAAGUCCAGUUGACUUUGAACUUCCUGAGUGGUUGAAUAAAUGGAAAUCAACACCCUACUCCUUUAUAAAGCAAAAUAUCUACCUUUCUAAGAGGAAUAAAAGGCGUCUGGAGGAUGAUGGCAUCUUUUGUUCCUGCAGCUCUUCAGAUGGAUCAUCUGGUGUUUGUGGUAGAGAUUGCCUCUGUGGUGAAUACAUUAAUAGGCUGGUUCUGAGAUUCAAGUACUUGCAGUGGAUUGAUCUCAAUUCUGUUGAGGAAAGCACCACAACAUCCUCAAAAUGGGUAGAAGAUGAAAUUCCAGGGAAGCAAAUUACUAACAAUAGAGAAAGCCACAACAAGAGAAACAAAUGGACCUUACUACAAGAUGUUGAUAAGCUGAAGAAGAAACAAGGCAUGAAGGAAAUGUUUAAGAAAACUUUGAAUUCGUCUAUUGAUGGAUACCUGGAACUAUUGGGUUUAAGACUAUCCAGUUUCAGGUCUGCUUUGGCUUUUAUGAAGAAAGGGGAAAAUAUGUAG
Molecule: messenger RNA, 1242 nt
Organism: Fraxinus pennsylvanica
Lineage: Eukaryota; Viridiplantae; Streptophyta; Magnoliopsida; Lamiales; Oleaceae
Source: the annotation of a GenBank genome assembly